This is a messenger RNA of Meriones unguiculatus (Mongolian gerbil), 602 nucleotides long. RefSeq names its product protein S100-A13-like. Gene Ontology annotation, molecular function: RAGE receptor binding. Bases 34 to 489 code for a protein of 151 amino acids. Lineage: Eukaryota; Metazoa; Chordata; Mammalia; Rodentia; Muridae. The transcript has 3 exons. Gene Ontology annotation, biological process: positive regulation of cell population proliferation; positive regulation of canonical NF-kappaB signal transduction. Gene Ontology annotation, cellular component: perinuclear region of cytoplasm. The record is from RefSeq and is a predicted model, not a curated record.
GAAAGGGCCAUUGGAGUAGAGGCCCCACAGGCGAUGUCACCACACUCAGAGAAGUAUAAAAAAAACCCUUGCAGCACUGGGAGAGACCACUACAGAGAUAUCCCAGAGACAGACACUCAGACAGGAGAGUCAGAGAAAAAGGAUUUUUGCAGGUCAGUCUGUGAGGACAUCAGCUCCUUCUUUGGCGUACUGAUGGCAGCAGAGACCCUGACUCAACUGGAGGCGGCCCUCAGGACCUCAAUCAACAUGUUUAACAUUUAUGCAGUGCAGGAAGAAUCAGCUGUCUCCCUAAGCUUCAAUGCAUUUAAGAAAAUGGUCACCCAGCAGCUGCCUCAUUUUCUCAAGGAUGUGGGCACUCUAGAUGAGAAGAUGAAGAGCUUGGAUGUGAACCAGGACUCGGAGCUCAAUUUCAAUGAGUACUGGAGGCUGAUCGGGGAAUUGGCAAAGCCAAUGUGGGAGGAGAAGGUCCUGGAGUUCCUGAAGAAGUAAAGCCUGCUUGUUGGGAUGGGGGUCAGCAGGGUAUGCUGGGCUGGACCAGGCCAAACUCCCCUCCCUCCAAAUAAAUCUUCCUCCUUGAAACACAGAUGCUUUAUUUUCAUACA